Ziziphus jujuba (common jujube) is the source of this 2148-nucleotide messenger RNA. Its product is annotated as glutathione S-transferase F12. The transcript has 3 exons. The record is from RefSeq and is a predicted model, not a curated record. NCBI's taxonomy places the organism in Eukaryota, Viridiplantae, Streptophyta, Magnoliopsida, Rosales, Rhamnaceae. The coding region runs from base 135 to 785 and encodes 216 amino acids. Gene Ontology annotation, cellular component: cytoplasm. Gene Ontology annotation, molecular function: glutathione transferase activity; glutathione binding.
AGAAUAUUCCAAAUUAUAUAUAUAUAUAUAUAAGUGCACUAGGUGGUGUGGUGGCAUCAUAUAAACGUUAUAGCUAUAGUUUAAUUUUUGAUAUAUUAAGGACGUGUUGGAGAUUGAAUAUUAUAAGAUAAGAUAUGGCAGUGAAAGUAUAUGGCACUCUGAAAUCAGGCUGCACACAAAGAGUUCUGGCUUGCUUUCUUGAGAAGGGAGUGGAGUUUGAAAUUGUUAAUAUUGAUCUUCAGGCAGGAGAGCAAAAGCAACCUGAAUUCCUCUUACUCCAGCCAUUUGGACAAGUUCCAGUCAUCGAAGAUGGAGAUUUCAGGCUUUAUGAGUCCAGGGCAAUUGCAAGGUACUAUGCAAACAAGUACGCUGCCAACGGACCCAAUCUAUUAGGAGUCACACUAGAAGAGAAAGCCAUGGUAGAUCAAUGGCUAGAAGUUGAAGCACACAACUUCAAUGACUUGGUUUACACUCUGGUGCUUCAGCUGCUUGUCCUACCACAAAUGGGCGAGCAGAGCAACCUGGCUUUGGUUGACACAUGCGAGCAGAAGCUGGAGAAGGUGAUGGAUGUUUAUGAAGAGAGGCUGUCAAAGAGCACCUAUCUUGCAGGGAAUAGUUUCAGUCUCGCUGAUCUGAGCCAUCUUCCAGCGAUAAGGUUUCUCAUUGAUGAUGCUAAAAUGGGACACCUUGUGACUGAGAGGAAGAGUGUUUGUGCUUGGUGGAAGGACAUUUCAAGCCGACCUUCUUGGAGGAAACUCAUGAAGAUUUCUGGUCUCUCUAACUAAAAUCUAAUUAUCCAUUUGAUAAUUAAUCAGUUUGCCAAAUGCCUUUUUUGUGUGUGUGUGUGUGUGUGUUAAAAGCAUAAUAAACUUGUUUGCUGGUAUGGUGUGUAAGGAACUUGAUUUCUUCUGUUGUGUAAGCACUUAGUUUUUCUAAAUUGAAGUAUGUUAUGGUCUGUUGUGUAAGCACUUAGUUUUUCUAAAUUUAAGUAUGUUAUGGUGAACGAGGUUAUAUGUAAAAUACUAUUAUCAAUACGUUUACCAUAAAUGAUAAUAAAAUAUUCAUGUCCAAGUAUAAGAACUAUUUAUAUACCGAAAAAAAAAAAAAAAAUUGUAUUACGAACUAUUUAGCAAAUCAAAUUUAUUCUUAAAAAUCUUUUUUUUUUCUUAAUUGUAUUACGAACUAUUUAGCAAAUCAAAUUUAUUCUUAAAAAUCUUUUUUUUUUUCUUAAUUGUAUUACGAACUAUUUAGCAAAUCAAAUUUAUUUUUAAAAAUCUUUUUUUUAUUCUUACUUUUUUUCUGGCGAUCUAAAAUAAUCACUUUACCCAAAGGGAUGAACGGUCAAUUAUUUUUUAGGUAAAUGUCUUAUCAUACUUUUGGGUAUAAAGCUCCCAAGGCACCUCUCAUGUCCAUAAAAUCCAUAAAAGCUUGUGGAAAUUGAUACCUCUGUCUCUCUCACAACAACCUCCAUUUUCAUAAAUCGUUCUUCCUCCAAUUUACAUCCCAAUGAUUGUUGCUAUUUCUCCAUAAUAUCAAACCUUUUAAUUAUUUCUAUAUAUAUGUAUGUUUAGUUUCAUUUUUCAAAAAUCAAAAACCAACAAAAUAAAAACAACAAAAAAGUAAGAACAAUUGCAUGUCAAUUCAAUCAAUUUAGUAUUAUUCAAAAAAAAGUAAGAGAAAAACAUUUAACAAAAAACCAAAAAAAAAAAAAAUUGAGAAGAAAAUAUAAAAAGAUGGAUCAGAAAUCUGGCUUGGUCUCUCUGAAGAGAGAAAAAUGUAGCACAGUUUAAUCAGCUUCGAUCAUUUGGGGAAAUAUUCAUCACCUCCAUCAAUUUUUUUUCAAUCUCAAAAUACUAAAACCAUCAAACAAUUUAAAAUUUAAAAAAAAAAUCCAAAAAAUAAAUGGCAAAUAAAAACAAUUUCUAUAAAAAACAGAGUAUGAGUUGCGAAAAGAUCAGAGUUCUGGCUUGAAAAAUCAACCCCCAUGAAACAGAGGCCGACAUUUACUUUCAAAAAAAGCACAGUUUGAAUCAGCUUCGAUCAUAUGGGGAAAGGAUCCUCAUUUCUAUUCCAACUCCAAAAUAAAAAAAAUAAAAAAAUCAAACAGAUUCAAACUAUAAAUUAAUAAAUAAAUAAAAUUAACAAUAA